CCACGUUCAUAGGUAGCCCCCAGAACCAUUCUACCUUCUCUCCACUUUGCGUAAGCCCUAAGUAGCACCGCCGGCCCAGCAUUUCCGCGCGCCCCCCUCUCUGCAGCAAGGGCGGCCAAAAAUAAAUAAAUAACAGAAUGACCCUAGACCACUUUAACCCCGGGGGUCCCGUCAUCCUCAAGUGGGACCCCAAAAACCUCGAGAUUCGCACCAUGUCGGUGGAGAAGACUCUCGAGCCGUUGGUCAUUCAGGUUUGAUGUGCAUGUAGUGUUGAGUAAAGCCAGGAGUGCAUGGUAAAAAGUUUUUCUUUGUCGUUGGACUUAGUGCAUGAACCCUCUAGUGAGCGAUGAAGCCCUCUGUCUAAGCGGGACAGCUUAGUUUGAAAUUUGAGAAAGAGAAAAAUCAAAGAGAGGAAGUAAGGAUUACAGAGAGAAAGAGAUAAAAAAUAAAAAGUAAACAAAUAAAAAAGUAAAAAGAACUCUGAAAGACUUUGCACAAAUACAGAUACACACAGUGUUUACAGCAUCACGAGUCACUUGUGCGGACGAGGUGUCUCGAUGCUUAAACGGCGUGCAGGAUAAGGGAAUUCACUAAAAAGCCUAAGGAAUCCCCACCAGAGCAAGAUCAGUACUUCGGCACCAUGCCCGAGCAAAACUACCCCAGCAUGCCACCGGGCACCGAUAACGGCAGUGGCCUGGUGCUUCGAUGGGACAUUAAGAACCUUGAGAUCAAGACCCGGUCAGUCGAAAAGACCCUAGAGCCCCUAGUCAUACAGGUCACGACCCUUGUCAACACCAAAGGCCCCUCCAAGAAGAAGAAAGGGCGGAGCAAGCGUGCCCACGUGCUGGUUGCGGCAGUGGAGGCAGCCACGCGAAACUUCAUUGAGCGUGGGGAAGAGAUCGCCUAUGAGAACCCUGACAUCAAGGGCGAGAUGCUGGGCGCUGUCGAGGAGGUUCGCAAGACAGGAGAUACCAUGUCGCGAGCUGCCCGGGAGUUUGCCGAAGACCCUUGUAGCAGUGUGAAGCGUGGCAACAUGGUGCGGGCUGCUAGGAACCUCCUCUCGGCUGUCACACGCUUGCUCAUCUUGGCUGAUAUGGUGGAUGUCCACCGGCUCCUCAAGAGUUUACAAGUGGUGGAAGACGACUUAGAGAAGGUCAAAAAUGCCUCCAGUCAAUCAGAGCUGCUCGACAACUUCCGUCUGUUUGGCAAGAACACAAGCGACCUCAUCAACCAGGCAGCAAAGCGGCAAAAUGAGCUGAAGGACCCAAGGCUCCGUGACGACCUUGCCUCAGCACGUGCGGUGCUCAAGAAGAACUCCAUGAUGCUCCUAACAGCCUCUAAGGCGUAUGUGCGGCACCCAGAACUGGCAGCAGCGAAGGCCAACCGUGACUUUGUGUUCAAGCAAGUGUGCGAGGCAGUGAACACCAUCAGUGACGUAGCCCAGGGUAAGGCCACGGGGGCGGGCCAAAUGCCCUACGAAGGCCCGGGAGAGCUGGCUUCGGCCCUUGAUGACUUUGAUGAACGCAUCAACAUGGACCCACUGACCUACAACGAAGUGCGAACCCGUCCUUCCCUCGAGGAGCGUUUAGAGUCCAUCAUCAGUGGGGCAGCGCUCAUGGCAGACUCAUUCUGCACAAGGGACGACAGGAGGCUCAAGAUUGUCGAGGAAUGCAACGCUGUGAGACAGGCUCUGCAGGACCUUCUGACAGAAUAUAUGGAUAAUAUGGGACGCAAACAGCCCUCGGAAAAUCUGGACAAGGCAAUUGAUCACAUGUAUCGCAAGACCAAGGACCUCAGACGUCAACUGCGUAAAGCUGUAGUUGAUCACGUUUCAGAUAGUUUCUUAGAGACAAAUGUACCACUGCUAGUUUUAGUUGAAGCUGCAAGGAAUGGCAACGAGAAAGAAGUGGAGGAGUACGCACAGGUCUUUACUGAACAUGCAAACAAAUUGGUGGAAGUUGCAAACUUGGCCUGCACCAUGUCCAACAAUGAGGAUGGUGUGAAGAUGGUGCGCUAUGGUGCAGCGCAGAUAGAACACCUCUGCCCUCAGGUCAUCAAUGCUGCGCGUAUUCUGGCGGCACGGCCCAAAUCCAAGGUUGCUCAGGAGAACAUGGAUGCCUUCAAGGAUGCCUGGGAGAACCAAGUGCGCAUCCUUACAGAGUCUGUGGAUGACAUCACAACCAUUGAUGACUUCCUCGCUGUUUCAGAGAGUCACAUCUUAGAGGAUGUGAAGACAUGCGUACGAGCCAUCAACGAAGGUGAUCCUGACACUCUAGACCGUAUUGCUGGUGCUAUUCGAGGCCGGUCUGCCCGUGUGUGCCAUGUGGUUGCAGCGGAAAUGGAUAACUAUGAGCCUUGCAUGUACACUGACCGAGUUUUGGAGGCAGUGAAGGUUUUGAGAGACCAGGUGCUGCCAAACUUUGCCCAGAGAGUGGACGUGGCAGUUGAAGUCCUAAGCAGCACACCAGGCAAAGAGGUGGAUGAGAAUGAGUUCAUUGAUGCCUCGCACUUGGUGUACGACGGUGUGCGAGAGAUCCGCAUGGCUGUGCUGAUGAAUAAGGCAGAUGACGAGUUAGAUCCGGAUGAUGUGCUGAUGGAUGAGUACCAUACUUUGGAGAUCAGGAGCAAGUCGAGUGCACACACUGUGGACACAACCAUCGAUGAGUACCCAGGUGUAAGUGGCAUCACGACAGCCAGAGACGCCAUGAGGAACCUUAGUGAGGAGGACAAGGACAAGAUUGCCCAACAGGUGGAGAACUUCAGGUUGGAGAAGGUCAAGUUCGACCAGGAGGUAGCCAAGUGGGACGACACAGGCAACGACAUCAUUGUCCUGGCCAAGCACAUGUGCAUGAUUAUGAUGGAGAUGACAGAUUUUACCAGGGGUCGAGGGCCACUCAAGACCACCAUGGAUGUGAUCAAUGCUGCGAAGAAGAUUUCAGAGGCAGGCACAAAGUUGGACAAGCUCUCCCGGCAAAUUGCCGACCAGUGCCCCGAGUCGCGCACCAAGGAUGACAUGUUGGCAUACCUUGACCGUAUUGCCCUUUACUGUCACCAGCUCAAUAUCACCUCUAAGGUCAAGGCUGAUGUGCAGAACAUCUCCGGAGAGCUGAUUGUGUCUGGGCUGGACUCAGCCACCUCCCUCAUCCAAGCAGCGAAGAACCUCAUGAAUGCCGUGGUCCUUACUGUCAAAUGCUCCUAUGUGGCCUCCACCAAAUACCCACGUCAGGGAACCAUCGCAUCGCCCAUUGUGGUGUGGAAGAUGAAGGCCCCUGAGAAGAAGCCGCUAGUGAGACGUGAAAAGGCAGAGGAUGUGCGGGCCAAGGUGCGCAAGGGUAGCCAGAAGAAGCAGGUUUCGGCGCUCAAGGCACUUGCUGAGUUCCAGAGUCCAGCAGAUGCAAUCUAGGGUUCUGAUUUCCUCCCGUAGGUCCAAAGGUCUUAGCAGAAGUAAUUGUGCGUGCACUUGUUAACUUCGCCAUGUAAAUGAUAGGGAGUUUCUUGAGUUUUCAGAUGUCUCUUUUUCAACAGUGUCCCUAAGAUGCCUCUGGCCUGUCCUUGGCCAGUAAGAGGCAGAAUUUCUCUGGGAUUUGUUAUGUUAAUCUUUCCUUUCUCCCUCCUCCCUUUCCCUAGCCUAUGACUUCCUCCCUCCCCUCAGAUGUGUGGGUGUUAGGCAGCUGUUAUAGCCUCAUAAGGAAAAUGCCGGCAAGUUAAAUGUUAUACCACGGCAGAAAUGGAUGGCAGACAUGGAACCGAAAGAAAUGGCGAAGGAAAGGGGAUAAGAAUAGGGAGUGAAGGGGAGGGAGUAAUUAGAAUAGAGAUAGAAUAAUAAUGAAUUAUUAAAAAUGAGAUUGUAAUUGUAAAGAAACAUGAGGGGAAAAUGUAAAGAAAGAGAGGAAGGGUAGUAAGGAAAAUAGGGAUAGAUUAAAAGUGAGAGAAAAAAUAUGAGAUUUGAAUGGUCUUUCAUCACCUUUCAUUCUUUGAUUAAGGAAUCUGUGAUUUUCACUCUCACUGAUGGUAGUUUAAAUAGAGGAUUUGUGUGUUAGAGCAAAAUUCUUGG
Molecule: messenger RNA, 4054 nt
Organism: Penaeus vannamei (Pacific white shrimp)
Lineage: Eukaryota; Metazoa; Arthropoda; Malacostraca; Decapoda; Penaeidae
Gene: alpha-Cat
Product: catenin alpha
Biological process (GO): cell-cell adhesion; cell migration
Cellular component (GO): catenin complex; adherens junction
Molecular function (GO): actin filament binding; cadherin binding; beta-catenin binding
Source: RefSeq, a predicted model, not a curated record